Molecule: messenger RNA, 1554 nt
Organism: Achroia grisella
Lineage: Eukaryota; Metazoa; Arthropoda; Insecta; Lepidoptera; Pyralidae
Product: centromere-associated protein E-like
Exons: 13
Coding region: 1-1554 (517 amino acids)
Source: RefSeq, a predicted model, not a curated record
AUGGUCGCAGAUUUGAUUCCGCUGCGGAAUAAAGAAGAGACGGUGCGCGUGCAGAGUGAGAGCUUGCAGUUAGCGGAGACUCGCAUCACAGCACUGACGGAGCGGGCGGCCGCGCUGAGGGCCGACCUCAACGAUAAAGUACACGAGCUGAAGACGUUGCGGCAAGUCUUGGACGCCAAGAAUGACAAAUCUGACUUCUCCGUUAGCACAGACAUACAGGAAAUGGAGAAUCAAAAGAGUAUGGUCAGUACACUGCAGAGCAACUUGUCAGUGAUUGAAGAACUCUACCGAGAGUGUUUCUAUGAGACGGCAAAACAGGAGGAGAUAAUAGAGAUGCUGCGCAAAUCGUGUCUCGACGUGAGAUUAAUGGACCGCGAGAAGACUGAGCAGAUCGGCCGACUGCAGAAUGUGGUUCACAGCCAGAAGUGGUCUCUCGAACAGUGUCACGGAGUGUGGGAGCGGUCCGAGGAGUCCCCCGCCGCGGAGGUGUCUGAGGAGCUGCAGGACAUCACCGCGCAGCUCCUCCGGCUGCAGCAUAUGCUUACUACUGACUGUACCUGCGGACUGGAGGAAGAAAACCUGAGACUGAAACAGAACAACGAAGCUAUAGAGUUACAAAUGGGAGAUCUUCGGCAACGUGUACGCGACUUGGAAACCUCGUUGUUAGAAAAAGAUGGAAUGUACGCACGAUACCAGCAGCAGUUAGAAGAGAAAGAGAAAGAGUUGGUGACAGUUCGAGAACAGCUGAAGCUGUCAGGUGACAGUUUAACUGAGAAAAAUUCCAUCAUCGACUCUCUCACCAGGCAGAUCCUGCAGACUCAAGUGAUGUUAAGCGACAAAACCGAGGAGCUGGUAGAAGUGCAGCGGCAGUGCACAGCUCACGAAGACGAGCUGGUGAAGAUGCACGAGGAACUGGAUAAAGCGAACAACAUCAUCAAAGAGAACGACGACGUCCGCGGCUCGGUGUGCCGGCUGUCGUCGCAGGUUCGAUGCUGGCGUGAGCAAUUGUGUGCCAGCGAGCGGCGCGUGUCCUCGCUGCACGAACGGCUGCAGGAGGCCGCCGAGAGAUGCCGCCACGCGGACGUCUCUCACAGAGAAGCGUGCGAGAAUGCGCGUGCGCUUCAAGCGCAACUGGAGGAAGCGCACGAGCGCGGCGCUAGUUUGUGCGCGGAGGCGCGACACGCGCUCGCUACCGUGCGACGCUGGGUGCAGCGUAUGCGGGCACGACACAGUGAACAAGAAGAGAAAAUAAAAGAACAAGAGAUGCUUAUUGACAUGUUACAAGAACGCCUGCAAGAGACGCAGAACGUGGAACCAAUCCCACAACUCAAGCGACCCUGCUGUUCAAAAUGUGUUUGCCAACGAAACAGCACGAUGUCAGCUAUGACCUUCGCGGGUCCAUCUAGAGUGGAAGAGAGACAGAGUGACCUGGGGACAAUCAGUGGGAGUGAGAUAGCGAGCGGUUCGUCGGCACCGAUACCACCUAAACGGAUGUUGAGGAAGAAGGCGCUGUCUUGUCCUGACAGAGUAAGUACUAUCUAUUCUCGUACUUAA